AGGGGAAAGAUAAGGAUAGAUCGGGAGUCCGCUCGCGAGAGAGAGAGAAAGGGUCGAGAGGGAGGAGGAAUCGCCUGACACGAUGGGCGCCACCGGCCAGCGUCGGAUGCCAUCUCUGCCCGCGGCGGCGGCCGCGCCUCUCCUGCUUCUGCUCGCCGUGUCCUCCUGGAGCCAGGCGGCGGCGGGCGGCGGCGCUCCGGCCUGGACGACGGCGCUGGAGAAGCACGUGGCGUUCUUCGACACCGACAACGACGGCAUCGUCUCCUUCUCCGAGACCGAGCAAGGGCUUCGUGCCAUCGGUCUCGGAGCUAUCGAGGCGGCGGCCAGCGCGACCCUGAUCAACGGAGCCAUCGGACCCAAGACCAGACCUGAAAAUGCUACGACGUCGCGGUUUGACAUCUACAUAGCCAACAUCCAGAAAGGGAUCCACGGGAGCGACAGCGGCUCGUACGAUGCUCAAGGAAGGUUCGUUCCGGCCAAGUUCAACGACAUAUUCACCAAGUACGCCAAGGUCAAGCCGAACGCCCUGAACGAGGACGAGCUGGAUGCGAUGCGAACUGCCAACAGGAAGGAGGGUGACUUCAAAGGAUGGGCGGCGUCGAAGGCGGAGUGGGGCCUGCUCUACAGCCUCGCCAAGGACAAGGACGGCUUCCUUCAGAAGGACACCGUGCGCACCGUCUACGACGGUAGCCUCUUCGCUAAGCUGGCGAAGAAGGCUGGAAAUUAACCGAGCGUUAUUUGUAUUCGUACUUCUUUUCGAGAUGAAAAUUGUACCCGUAUUAUUUGGGUCUUGCUCGUUGAGCAUGAGUUGUCCCUGUACAAUUAAAAUUAAAAUCUGCUAGUGCAAAUAUAAUUUACUGUUCCAUUUGGCA
This is a messenger RNA of Aegilops tauschii subsp. strangulata, 872 nucleotides long. Its product is annotated as probable peroxygenase 5. NCBI's taxonomy places the organism in Eukaryota, Viridiplantae, Streptophyta, Magnoliopsida, Poales, Poaceae. Gene Ontology annotation, molecular function: calcium ion binding; monooxygenase activity. The record is from RefSeq and is a predicted model, not a curated record.